UUUCAAAUAUUCAAUACACAAUGCGGAUUAAUAUAGACACCGUGAUUUUAGGAGAUAAAGUGAUAUUGAUACCUUAUGAAGAUAUUCAUGUUGAAAAAUAUCAUUCCUGGAUGCAGUCUCAGGAAAUUCAAACUUUAACAGCUUCAGAACCAUUAACAAUCGAGGCGGAAUAUGAAAUGCAAAAAUCAUGGAGAGAGGAUGAUGAAAAAUUAACCUUUAUUAUUGCUGAUAAGCAAAUGUGGGAUGAUUAUGUUUUUGAACCAAACAAAUCAUCACAAGAUGCAACCAGUUCGAACCGGUUAACACCAGUUGGAGAUCAUAUAAACAUAGACCAAGCUUCACAAAGAGAAAUACAUUGCAUUAUAGGAGAUGUCAACUUAUUUUUGAACUGUUAUCCUGGUGAAAAAUCAGCAGAAAUAGAAAUAAUGAUUGCUGAAUCAAACGCAAGAAAAAAGGGAUUUGCAACAGAAGCUUUACGACUCAUGAUAGCUUAUGCCCUUCACUAUUUGAAUAUUACUAACUUCAUUGCCAAAAUUGGUUGCGAUAAUAUCCCAAGUAUAAAGUUAUUUAAAGAGAAGUUCGGUUUCUCAGAAAUUUCUCGAAGUGAAGUAUUCAAAGAAAUAACCCUAGGUAAAAGGAUUGAUCCAGAAUACACAUCAAAUGGUAAAAAUAUUGAAAAUUUUCAUAUUCAGAAAUUUUCCAAUUUACUCUUUAGUUAUAAGAAAUUCAGAGUGAAAUAACUGAUAGGAUGCAAGUUAUUUUACAUGUUGUGUCAAUUUUAUCAAAAUAGGUCAUUUUUUGCGGUUCUGCAUUUUUCCAAGAGCCAGCAACAUUGGCUUUUCAUGCAAAAAACAAUAAGGUUCACUCUGGCAAUUGAUCUUUUGGGUUGUUCAUGAGUUGGAAACGACUAGAUCCUCAGACUGGGUCGAGAGAAGAUGCUGCCAGUCGCGAAUGACAAGAUCAACUUGUGCUUAUAUUUGUCAGUCAUUCGUUCUUUCUUAGCCUAGACCUGGGGGACAGUAUAUGACCCCCAAAAUGCAA
Styela clava is the source of this 1041-nucleotide messenger RNA. The record is from RefSeq and is a predicted model, not a curated record. Lineage: Eukaryota; Metazoa; Chordata; Ascidiacea; Stolidobranchia; Styelidae.